GGCAGCCGCGGCUCCCCGGGGCUGUGCCGCUCCUGACUCGGCCCCGCGCCAUGGGGAGCAGCCGCGGCGGGCGGCUCGCCUGAGGCGGCGGCGGCGGCGACAGCGGAGGGCGCGGCAGUGCCGAGGGAGCCCCGCCGCGGGGGCCGCGACCCGCGCCGCCGGGGAUGCUGCGCUGGGUCCGGCAGCAGCUGGGUUUUGACCCACCGCAUCAAAGCGAUACAAGAACUAUUUAUAUAGCGAAUCGUUUUCCCCAGCAUGGCCAUUAUGUUCCUCAGAAGUUUGCAGACAACAGAAUCAUAUCAUCCAAGUAUACAGUGUGGAAUUUUGUUCCAAAAAACUUAUUUGAGCAGUUCAGAAGAGUAGCCAACUUUUAUUUUCUCAUUAUAUUUUUGGUUCAGCUCAUGAUAGAUACCCCUACCAGUCCUAUUACCAGUGGAUUGCCAUUAUUCUUUGUCAUAACUGUGACAGCCAUAAAACAGGGUUAUGAAGAUUGGCUACGACAUAAAGCAGACAAUGAAGUCAACGGUGCUCCAGUUUAUGUUGUUCGAAGUGGUGGCCUUGUGAAAACCAGAUCUAAAAACAUUCGGGUGGGGGACAUCGUCAGAGUAGCCAAAGAUGAGACUUUUCCUGUUGACCUGGUGCUUCUGUCGUCUGACCGAGUGGACGGGUCAUGCCAUGUCACCACUGCGAGUUUGGAUGGAGAGACCAACCUUAAGACACACAUUGCAGUCCCAGAAACAGCAGUGUUGCAGUCUGUUGCCAACCUGGACAAACUGGUAGCUGUUAUAGAAUGUCAGCAGCCAGAAGCAGAUCUGUACAGAUUUGUUGGAAGAAUAACUGUAAGUCAACAAGCUGAAGAAAUAGUCCGACCUCUUGGGCCUGAAAGUCUCUUACUUCGUGGAGCAAGAUUAAAAAACACUAAAGAAAUAUUUGGUGUUGCAGUGUAUACAGGUAUGGAGACAAAGAUGGCAUUAAAUUACAAGAGUAAAUCUCAGAAACGGUCAGCAGUAGAAAAGUCCAUGAAUUCCUUCUUGAUUAUUUAUCUAAUAAUCCUCCUCUUUGAAGCCAUUCUGAGCACUAUUUUAAAGUAUGCAUGGCAGGCUGAAGAGAAAUGGGAUGAGCCCUGGUACAAUGAGAAAACAGAGCAUGAAAGAAACAGCAGUAAGAUCCUGAGAUUUAUUUCGGAUUUUCUUGCCUUUCUGGUACUUUACAAUUUUAUUAUACCUAUUUCACUCUAUGUGACUGUCGAGAUGCAGAAAUUUCUUGGAUCUUUUUUUAUUGGCUGGGAUCUUGACCUCUAUCACGAAGAAACAAACCAGAGAGCACAAGUAAAUACUUCAGACCUCAAUGAGGAAUUGGGACAGGUAGAGUAUGUGUUUACAGACAAAACUGGUACAUUAACUGAAAAUGAGAUGCAGUUUCGGGAGUGCUCCAUUAAUGGGAUAAAGUACCAAGAGGUCAAUGGUAAACUAACUCCAGAGGGAUUUUCUGAAGAUUCUCCAGAUGGAAAUAGACAUGGUUUGGUGAAAGAGGAGGAACUGUUCUUGAAGGCAGUUUGUCUCUGCCAUACAGUGCAGAUCAAUGCAGAUCAGACAGAUGGUGCUGAUGGUCCCUGGCAUGCCAACGGAAUAACAUCCCCGUUGGAGUAUUAUGCCUCUUCCCCAGAUGAGAAAGCUUUGGUUGAAGCUGCAAGCCGGGUUGGAGUAGUAUUUACUGGAAUUAGUGGAGAUACUAUGGAAGUAAAAAGCCUUGGAAAACCAGAGAGGUACAAGUUGCUUCACGUGUUGGAGUUUGAUCCAAAUCGCAGACGAAUGAGUGUCAUUGUAGAGAGUCCCUCAGGGGAAAAGCUUUUAUUCACAAAAGGAGCAGAAUCUUCCAUUCUUCCUCGUAGUAAGAGUGGAGAAAUAGACAAAACAAGGAUACAUGUGGAUGAAUUUGCUUUGAAAGGACUAAGAACUUUGUGCGUAGCCUACAGAAGAUUCACACCUGAGGAGUAUCAAGAAAUUGGCAAACGCCUUCAUGAGGCCAGGACUGCCUUACAGCAACGGGAAGAAAGAUUAGCAGAUGUGUUCAACUUCAUAGAAAGGGAUCUGGAAUUACUUGGGGCUACAGGAGUAGAAGACAAACUGCAGGAGAAAGUCCAAGAAACUAUAGAGGCCCUCAGGUUGGCUGGUAUCAAAGUGUGGGUGCUCACUGGGGACAAGCACGAGACAGCUGUGAGUGUCAGCUUGUCCUGUGGACACUUCCACAGAACCAUGAACAUCCUUGAGCUGGUGCAGCACAAGUCAGACAGUACCUGUGCAGAACAACUGAGGCAGCUUGCCAAGAGAAUAAAGGAAGACCAUGUUAUCCAGCAUGGACUGGUUGUGGAUGGGACCAGCCUCUCUCUUGCACUCAGGGAACAUGAGAAACUGUUCAUGGAAGUUUGCAAAAACUGUUCUGCAGUGUUGUGCUGUCGCAUGGCACCCCUUCAGAAAGCAAAGGUAGUGCGACUGUUAAAAACGUCUCCAGAAAAACCCAUAACAUUAGCAAUCGGGGAUGGUGCUAAUGAUGUGAGCAUGAUACAAGAAGCACAUGUUGGCAUAGGAAUCAUGGGCAAGGAAGGAAGGCAAGCUGUGAGAAACAGUGACUAUGCAAUAGCUCGGUUUAAAUUCCUCUCCAAGUUGCUUUUUGUUCAUGGGCACUUUUACUAUAUUAGAAUAGCAACCCUUGUACAGUACUUUUUUUAUAAGAAUGUGUGCUUUAUUACACCACAAUUUUUAUAUCAGUUCUUCUGUUUGUUUUCACAACAAACGCUCUAUGACAGUGUAUACCUGACUUUGUACAAUAUUUGUUUCACUUCCCUGCCUGUCCUCAUAUACAGUCUGUUUGAGCAGCAUGUGCAUCCGCAUGUAUUGCAGAGUAAACCCGUGCUCUACAGAGACAUCAGUAAAAAUGCCCAUCUGGGGUUUAAACCAUUUCUUUACUGGACCGUCUUGGGCUUCUUUCAUGCAUUUGUUUUCUUUUAUGGCUCGUAUCUUCUAAUGGGAGAAGACACUUCUCUGCUGGGAAAUGGCCAGAUAUUGAAACCUAACAGGCAAAUGAUGUUUGGAAACUGGACAUUUGGUACUUUGGUCUUCACCGUUAUGGUUAUAACUGUCACGAUGAAGAUGGCACUAGAAACUCACUUCUGGACAUGGAUAAACCAUUUUGUUACUUGGGGAUCCAUUGUAUUUUAUUUCAUAUUCUCCUUGUUUUAUGGGGGAAUUAUCUGGCCAUUUUUACAUACCCAGGACAUGUACUUUGUAUUUGUUCAGCUGUUGUCAAGUGGUUCUGCUUGGUUUGCCAUAAUCCUCAUCGUAGUUGCUUGUUUGUUUAUUGAUGUUGUGAAGAAAGUGCUGUACAGACAUCUGCAACCAACAAGUACUGAAAAAGCUCAGCUUACUGAGGCAGGUUCAGGUAUCAACUGCGUGGACUCCAUGUGCUGCUUCUCAGAUGGGGAAACAGCAUGCACACCUGUUAGAAGAAUGUUGGAACGACUAAUGGGAAGAUGUAGCCCAGCCCGGGUCAACAGGUGUGGCAUUUCUCUCAAUAGCCUUUGCUGCAGACGAUUCUCCUAUAAACUGGAACCCGAUGAGCCUGCAGCAAUAGAUGUCUAGAAAUCAGCUGCAGGUUUUGCUUACCUAAGUAGGAGAUGCAACUCUUUAUUGUACUUCUUUUCAUCCUAAAAAAAAAAAAAUUAGUUUCUUGUUUCUUUUUGAGCGGUUUCCUUUGGGAUGGGGAGGAGGGAAAACGGUUUUCAAAAGAUUUCUGUUAAAGUGUUUAGUUUGGCUUUACUACAAGUUCUUGUGUUGUAUCUAUCGUAAUUUCUCUUGAUUUGUACAUUCUUCUCUUUAGAAAAUCAAGCCUUGCUGCUGUUUUUGUUCUCCUUUUUAUGAUUUUUUUUUUCUUUGCCUUCACAAAUCAGGAGUUGUUUGUAAAGUCGAAAGCCUUUUCCCUUUGGUUCUGGAUGUACAACCUCCAAAUAUUUACCUUGGAGCUUGAAUUACUCCUGAAGAUAUACAAAAGGCUCACACUCCCCCCCUUAAAUAUAACUUCAUUGUUAGAAGGAGAGUCUUUAAAUCUUUCAGCCAUUGAUUGAUAUGAAGAUGAAAUAUUUUUGUAGUUUAACUUUUAUAAGCUAUUUCUAAAAUCAGAGUAAUUGACAGAACAGAGUCUUCAGGUUCUAAGAAUUUUAAGUGGUUUUUUUCGGUUCUAGAAGGUAUAUUGUCAAAAUCAUGUGUGCCAUUCCAAAGUAUGUGCUAAAUAAAUCUUUCCUUCACAAACCACGUGUGAAACAAACAUCAGUGGGAUAAAAGCACGUUGGAGUAAUGAAAUAUGUUCUGAAGAGCAAUACUGCUCUUCUGGUCAGAAUAACUGUGAGAGGAGCUCUCACUGAAUCCCCAAAUGUGCCACCUCCCCACGUCCAAACGGAGGGAUAGUGAACAAACAUGGAAAUAUUUGGGGGUAGAAGUAAAAACAGUCUUUUGUACAUCGUAAUCUCUCAGUCCCUGAAUGAUAUCAUGGUCCUUCACUGGUCAAAAGGCAAACCUGAAAACGUUGAGCUUCACACAUUUUCAAGGGAACUCAUUUUGCGUUUGGACAACUUUGUCUCUUUCUGUUAAAGGUUGUGAUAUCAUUCACUGGGCAUCAAGCCUUGUGUGGGUAAUUUCCACUGACAGCUUUGUGAGCUCUGAUUCUGCCUUUAGGUAUUGCCUGGUCUGUAGCUCAUCUCUGUUGGAACUCUUGUGUUGAACACUCUGUGUCUGUGGUUUCAGUCAGUCUCUUUCUUCUGGCUUGCUUAUGAAAUUUAUUCAAUGUUUCUACAAACCUAGGGUAUGAAUAUGCAAAAUGUUUCAUUCCACAUGAAAAAUGAACUGUUAUGACUGAGUACAUUUUUAAUCCAAACUUGCUGUAUAGAAAGCGGGCAUGAUGUGUAAAAUAAACAGUUUAAUAGAAUUUUUAAUCUGCAAGGUGAGCAUUUAAUUGGUCAAAAAAUCAACAUUUUGGUAGCAGUUGCUCUAAGUUUUUUGGUGUUUUUUUCUACUUCUCUGUAAAACUGUGCUUUCCAAAUGAGGAAUUGCUCAUGCUACUUCUUUUUCAUUUCUUGUUACCUAAUUAAGAUUUUUAGUUAACAAUUGCCUUAGUAACCUGUAGUCUUAUAAGGUAGGUAUUCUGUGUUUUAUUUAAUGCAUUUACAGUUUUACAGUUUUCUCUUUUGUUCCACUUAAAUUUUCUUUCCUUAAAAACUUAAAAAUAUUUAUUGAAGACAACUCAUAUUUGACAGAAUAUUAAACACUCUUUGGAGACUGCUUUUUCUCAGGUUUCUUGUCUGCUUACCUCAUGUAAUUUUCCAAUGAAGUUCCAUCAAGCCAAAUAAUUGUAGAGUUCUUAGAACACAGACAGUAGCAUUAUGUUUAGUGAAUAUGCAAAACUAUCUUGGUGCUACACUAAGGGCUUGAAGUUCUGUGGGUUUUGCUGCUGCCUCUGGUUGAAAUUGCUCUGAACAAUCUUUCUAGUUUCACUUAAAUUUAGGUACAGUACAACUAGGAAAGAGAUUUUUUUUUUUAAGUCUGUCAAACUUGCUUUCUUCAACGACUUCAGCUCCUUCCACUCAGCCCUGACACUUAAAACCAAGGCUAAAAGUCAGUUUUUUCCCUUACACUUUUGUGGUAAUAUAAGAAAGUCUUUGUUCAUUUUUUAACGUACUAAUUGCUUAAAUCACUUGAAGCAGUUACAAGUUGUGAAGUGCUGAAGGUACAGUUAAGAAAUCUAUUGGGUGAUUUUUUGAAGUGCUUGUAAAAUCGUUUAGGCUUUGUUCACGAGCUUGAGCUGCUUUGUUUUGUAUCUAAAUCUUCAGAAAAUUGUGCAGGAUGGUCUCCUGAGCACUUGUGCUGUAUAAAGCAGCAAAUUAUUCAACCAGGAGGUCGCUGCAAAUUGUUUCUGUUGAAUGAAGUGAUGCUGAUAAAUACUUUGUGCGAGUGCUGUAGAAUGAAGAGCACUACUUUAAAUAAUGUUGCUGUAGCAGCUUGUAUUGUGUUCUGUGCUCCUGAUAUUCUGUCAAAUAUGAUAACUGAACAUGAAAUCCAACAUGAUAUCAAAUUUUGAUAGAAGCUUUGAUGAAUCAAAGUUGUACAAAUGCUUGGAGUAGUGGGCCACAGGAGUAUAGUUCUCUUGUGUUUAAUUUACUGCUUGUAAAAAUGUAUUUGAGAAAUAUUUUCUAUAGCUCCAUUCACCAGUUAGAAUAUAAAAUGUGUGGUGUGGUAUGUUAAAAAUGCAUUUUUGUCUGUCUGUUCCAUUAAACUGUCUGUCAGCUUGUCAGUCACUCAGAUAUUAAGAAUGCUGGAUCACAUUUCUUGUACAGUAGGAUUCAUUGCUGAAUUGCUGGAUCUCCCAUUAGUGGUGCUUGUGCCAAGGCACUGCAUGUAACAGUUGUAAAGAAACAACAGAUUUCUGACAGAGGCUAAUUUGGAGGAUAAGUUCAUUAUGUUUUGAUUUCCUGCUUUUCAGCAUUUCACAUACAAUUUGCAUAACAUUGUUCAGGCAAGAACAGUAUUUCUUCCCAAGCAGUAAUUUGUCCUCAGGUGAAAGACAUUGUGAGACCCCAUCUCAGUCAGAAGCUGUGACGUCUUAGGUAGUUUUCCUGAUGUCUUAAAACUUUACAGUAAAAGGGAUGAAGUAGAUUGAUGGCUGUGGAUCAGUUUUGCCUGCCCACAACCCCAGGCAGUGUGGAUGUUUCCCGCUGGGCUGUGCUGGGUUUCCAGGGCUCGCUGUGCACCACAGGGCUCUGCUGGAAUGGCCUCAGUGUACCCAGGCAGCAUUCAGAGUCUCCCUGAGGCACAACUUCAGUGGCAAAAGGGGCAUGUAAACCUCAGGCUGUUUUAGUUCAUAGUGAUGAAAAUAUCCGUAGCUGUGAGUAAAUUGUUCAUUACACAGCAGACAUGAGCUGGCAUCUGUUCUCAGAGGUCUGAAUGAACUGGAGGUGCCCACAUGAAAUUAGUAGAUUAGUCUUUUAAAGAGGUACAUUUGCCUAACCUCGUAGCACUUCUAUCCUUUGCUUUCCUAGACUUUUCUCCUCACCUCUACAGAGUGUAAGUAAGUUCCCAGUCAGCCAAACUUUUCUUUUAUUGUUACUUUAGAUCAUGGAGUUCCUCGGAUCCCUUCUAUGCCAACGACAGAAGCAUCUUGACUCUCUCCACAAUGGACUCAGCCACUUGUUGACAGGGACAUUUGUAAAUGCCUUGUGGAUGCCAUGUGGUGCUCACACACCUGUAGGUUCUGAGGCGAGUCCAGUGUGCGUCGCUGCCCUAGGAAAGAGUAGGAGAGACUCCUGAGCACAGACCUUGUCUGUGGCCUGGCAUGUCAUCUGCACAGCAAUUGCUUCCAGUAUUUUUUUGUAAUUAAAUCUACAAAUUGCUAAAUAAUUUUUUUGGGAGGUAAGGAAUGCUUUUACCUCUGACCAUCUGAUCUUUUUUCGUUACCAUAUGAGCAGAUUGGAAUCCUGAAUUUAAUACUUGAGACGUCACUGUAGCGCAAUGACAAAAUCUUUCUCCUCCCAAAUUUGAGUGAUCCGAUUUGAAUCAACUUGAAUUUGCACAAUGGAAGUUUUAAAAGUUGUGGUUUUUUAAGAUGACCUUUCCCUUUAAACACACACAUUAAUGUUGGGCUGUGUCUCAGAUGCUGUCUUAGCAGUUUGCAGAUCGAUUUUUUCAUUUCUGUGGACGGUUACCAUAUUCUGUUGGCAAUCAGUUUAGUAAUUUUUGAGAGUUAAAUGCAAUUCAAAUAUUUAUGCUGGUGUAUGAGUGGCAAUACAGUAGUCAUUGCUUUGAAAAACGCUGUUAACUGUGACAAAUUAAUAAUUUGGAAUACUAAGGCAUAUAACAGUUCACUGUUUUCUUAAAGUAUAAUUCAGAAGCCAGUCAUCUUUUAUUAUGCCAUGUGUGGGGUUUUUAACAGUUCUGGAUCCUGACAUGGAAAAAUGUUUAAAGAAUUGGUGGGUUGUGCAGAAGUCUCACUAGCAUAAAUUUUUUGAAUUAUUAAUCUUUUAAAGUUGGGGAAUUUUUUGCAUGUUUUGUUCUUUUUCAUGUAUUUAUAUUUGGUCAUGUUGUACUUUGGAGAUAUAAUUAAUGCUUAAUUAUCUUCGUAUAUGGGAAGGAUCCGAGACCUCGAUGGCAAUGUUUUGAUACCCGAGUAUGCCAAUAAAAGCAAAUUGCACAGUUGGAGGUUUGAAUGGUGCAUCUUGCAGGUACUUCUGUUGCCCCAGUAUAAAAGUGUCUGCAGGCUCGGGGCUGGGCAGCAGCAACAUUUACGUGUUCCUUCAGCCAGGAGGGUUGUCUUUGGAAGUGGGAGGUGAAAUGGAGGUGCUGCCACAGGGAUGCUGCAGAGCACUGCCUGGGGCACAGUGGGGUUUGUGGCUGGAGGCAGGUGAAAGUGCUGCUGCUUUGGGACAUCCCAUUUGGAGUCAGUAUCUGACAACGAGUCCCAUCAGUAACUUCAGUACUCUCCCUGUCAGGCAGUUAAAGAUGUAAAGUUGUGUAUUUAAAAUUAACUCGGGGUAGAAUAAACUGUAAAUCAAACACUGACUGUAAAUAACACCAGAACUUGUUCAGUAAAGGUGUGGGGAAGUGUAGGGUUGGGACAAAGCCGCUUUUCCCCUGCCUGGAUGAGUUACUACCACUGCCCUCAGUGCUGCCCCUGAGCACAUUUCACAGCAAAUCCUUUGUAUUCCAACAUUCAGGCAGGAACAUCCCACCCUCCUGGUGAUGUCUCAGUGGGGCCUGGGCUGCUGCCAGAGGAGUGUAUCCCUCCUUCUAAAAUCCCUCAUCCCAAAUUCUCCCAAGUUCAGUGAGGAGAGGGAGUGUUGAAGAGGUCCCACUUUUCCUUGGAUCAGAUCCUUUGCAUGUGCCUUACCUAAAACCAGCUCUGCUGUUAAUUACUCCUGUUUGUGACUUUAACUGGUAUAAUUUCAGCUCUCAUCUUGGAGCUUUAUUUUUGCAUUAGUGAUUGGCAGCUUCACUCCAAGCUGAAGGCUGUGGGUACCGUGGGGUUUUCAACAUCUCACUGCUCAAGGCAACGUUUGUGUACUGAAGAAAUUGUCAUUGCAACCUUGUUGUUAAACUUGCAGUGCCCUGAACAUGCAGCACAUGAGGGUUUCAUCCCAAUGUUAUAGAUAAAGACCAGUUCACAAUUUAGGAAGCUCUGAAAAUAAAUUACAAAACAGAAGAAACAAAAUACAACAAAUUUUCCUUUUAAGCAAAUGUUAAUUCAGCACUCAUGGCUCAUUUCUGUAUCGUGUCUUCAAAUGCUUGAGUGCAGUGAAGCUUGGGCUUGACAAGGUCAGGUGUACAGUAGAUCCCCCCAGUGAGUGUCCAGGUGAUGAGGAAACACUAAAACUGAGCCUUGCCUUCUCCGUGCAGCAGGCAUGAACAUGUGACUCAUCCCCCUGCAGUCAGCUUGAAACCUGGAUCCAGGGCAGAGAUGCAAUAACCUGAUUGUUGUGUCUCCAGUCCCCCAAAAAACCUUAUCCAGAUACGCACUAGUAGCAAAAUACACUUGGAUUUCACCUACUCCUGUAAUUUUAUAUUUCAUAUCUAUAAUAUUAAACCUGGGUUUAAAAUCAUUUCCUUCGUAGCAGUUUCUCAUUCUCAGAGACUUCCCACUGCCACGGUUACCAAGGAAAUGCAGAGUUACGUGCUCUCAUCAGAUAUCUGCUGUUUAGCUCUAUCUCUUACACCUAAAUCACAGUGUUCCACCUCUCAGCAGUACCUGUUUGUCCGUGUCAGCCACAGCAUUGUCCCAUCAGUGUGUGUGACUGUGUGACCUCAUCCAUCCGUGUGGCUCGUGUGUCCUGGACCAAAACACAGACCGGGGUUAACUUUGUGCAGUAGGAAGCAGAGGCCUUGUACAGCCCCACUCCAAGCAUUUCCACUGGCUCAGCUCUGGGGGUGAUGUAUUUUGGCUUUUACCACACAAAUGUGUUGAUUAUAUUUGCACAAAAGCAGCACGGUCCUAUAUUUGAAGAAUAAUCUACAUUCAUUAUGUGUUUCUUUAAAACCUUCCAUCUCCUCCCCUCCCUUCCCCCCCUCCUUUCCCUCUUCCCAGUGUUUGUAAGGUUACCGAAGAAACAUGCAUUUAAACAAUUAAGGAGGAACUUAAGAAUCCAUCUGUCUGCCAAGGUAUAUUUUUCUAUUUGCAGUAAAUCUAAGUCACUAAUGUCUCAUUCAGAGCGUAGACACAGUUUGCAUUAGAGCAGAUCUUUUGGUGUGACAAAUACUUUGGAUGGAAGAAGUGACUGGGGUUUUGUGUUGAUGUCACAAAGCUUUUAAAAACGCUUCUAUUCAAGGAAGAAGGACUUUGUGUAUUUCUUUGACAGCUGAAGUGUAGGAAACCAUUCACUGUGCAUUGGGCACGGUGCAGAAUCCUUCGUGAAGAAGCCAGAACAAAAUCCAGCUAAUUCAGUGUAACGCUGGCAAUCGUCCCCGAGUCAGAGCGGGAAUGGGUGGGGGACAAUUUGCCACGGGGAGGAAAUGUCUUAUUAUUCUCCCUUAGCCUUGAAAUCCAUACAAGCCUGCAGUAGGUGUUUGUAGUUCAAAGCAGGAGUGGUGUACACUCUGCUUUACUAUGCAGUGUCUCUGAAGAAGCACCUUCUCCACAGCCCCUCCCAAAUGGGGUUGCAUUCCCAGCAGGUCAGUUCUCGUUCUGGGAAAAACAGGGUUUGGUUUUGUUACUUAGGAAAACAUAAUCUUAGUUGCCAAGCUUAAGCUUUUAAAAGGAUGCAGUGGAAAAGACUUCAGUGGGAAGGUGUUUCGAAUUGUUUCACAAACUAAAAUGUAAAUAUUCUGCUUAAAAGUAUUCUGUAUAUUUUUUAAGGUUACAGGUGGGGAGGGGGAACAAAAACUGCAAAGGAAGGAAUCCUGAAAUCUUGGGCUUUAUAUUUUCAGAGUGAUUUAUUGUUUUCAAGUGCAAAAGGUGAUUUGAGAAAAGUUCAUGCAAUUCAGAAUGCAUAUUAGGCACCUACAAUUUCUUACUGAAAACCUUUGGUAGUACUUUCAAACGUUUUUUUAUGACAGUGUAACCUCUAUAUAAUUGGAAUAAAAUAUCAUUUUCUAGUGAUAGAGGUGUCUCAAAGCUGUAGUCUAAAUUAUUUUUCAUAGUUUGAUACUUCUGUCCUUCUAAGGAGUUGUGAUUUUGGCGAAAUUCAGUGUUAAAGUGCUCAAGCAUAAUGUGCUUCUGAACCAUUUAUUUUUGAGCUAUUUUGGGAUUCUCAUUUUUUGGGUGUAGAAUCCCUAAUACCUUGCCAUCAUCGCUGGACUCGCCACUGCCUUGUUUGUUACACAGAUGUCCCUGCUUACAGUUGUUCCUAGAACUGGGCAAACCACUCACUAGGGACUAAUUUUAGCCUUUAUUCUGCUCCUAAAUUAGUUCCCAGCUAGACUCUUCUUUGCAGAUCUGGGUUGGGUUUGUUUCUUUGUUGUUUUCUUUUUUUUCCUGCAAACAUUUUUACUGUUGGUUGUUCUGUACGUUCUUUGCUUCUGUUGUUUGCUUCCAGCGGCAUGAUUUGUCUGCGUUCUGCUCUCUGGGAAUGCCUCAGUUUGUAACAGGAGGAGGAGAGAACGCGAUGCUCGUGGCUCUAUCAGCUCUUGCCAUCAGUCGUCUUAGAAGCGCAUUUGCAUCGGUAUUUGCGAGGCUUCUGCUUGCCGUAGAUUUUUUUUUUUUCCUUCAGCUCAGUCCUGCUCCCGGAGGCACCAGGACUGUCCCGGCGGAGAGCGCGGGUGGUGCUGGUUGAGGGGAUGUUCCCAUCGCUGCGGGGCUCCGGCCGUGCUGCCCUCGGUCCGUCCCGUCAUCCCUGCAGAGGGGCCGCGGUGCUUUCCAGCCUGUAAAUGCACCCAUGUGAGCGGAGGGGCCUGGGCUGAAGCUGUGCCCGGAACGUGAUGAAUGAACGUGCUGCUGUUUGUGGCACAGAGCGUGACUUGUCUGAAAGAAACCCUGGCCUGGCCUGGAGGUGGGGGGUGGAUUAAUUUUUCCUCAGCAGGUUUAAAGGAAAUUACUUCAUCCAUCAGCAGGUUCCCAACCUUUUUUGCAUUUUGACAAUGGGCUAAAAGAUAAUCUCUGGGGGAAAUGGUUAAAAAUGAGGCUCACCUUGCUGUAGGGAUAUCUUAUUUUUAUCUCAAAGAACAGAUUUUACAAUUCCUAGUUGCAGUCCCACGAGAGAUUUUGGGUCCUAUGCAUACAAAAACAACAGAUCAUCUCAUCUCCUGUUUUUUCACCGUAGUGUGAUCAAGUUCUGCUUUUCUGAAGAAAAAAAAAAAAACUGGAAUGAUAAAAUCUCUGCAAGAAGUACUAUUUGAAAGAUGUUGAUCCUUAAUUUUAGGCAAAUAAGGGGCAUUGCCAACUGGAAACUAGCAAUAAUUAGUACAAAGAAUUUUGGACCUCUGACACUGUGGCUGCCUCAUGUUGGUUUUGCUCCUCUGACAGCGAGGCUGUGUGCUUGCUCCUUGUACAGCUUGGUCAGUAGAAGUUGUUUUGAAAAUGGUUUAUGAAAAUUAUAUUUAUUAAAUAAAACUUUCACUUCUA
This is a messenger RNA of Myiozetetes cayanensis, 12591 nucleotides long. RefSeq names its product ATPase phospholipid transporting 11B (putative) (gene ATP11B). Bases 165 to 3638 code for a protein of 1157 amino acids. Gene Ontology annotation, molecular function: ATPase-coupled intramembrane lipid carrier activity; ATP binding; ATP hydrolysis activity. Gene Ontology annotation, cellular component: endoplasmic reticulum; recycling endosome; plasma membrane. The record is from RefSeq and is a predicted model, not a curated record. Lineage: Eukaryota; Metazoa; Chordata; Aves; Passeriformes; Tyrannidae. The transcript is spliced from 30 exons. Gene Ontology annotation, biological process: phospholipid translocation.